AUGAAUCGAUUCGACCUAAAUAGCGCCAUAUGUUUCUGCACAAAGACACGGGAAUACACGAUCAGCUAUACAGUCCAAGGAAAUCCUGAAGGACCUCCUCUAGUGUUCAUCCACGGCACGCCCUGGUCUUCUCGAGUAUGGGUGCCCUUCGCGGCAGCGUUGUCGUCUUCGUUCAAGAUUUAUCUUUUUGACAAUCCUGGAUACGGGCAAUCUCCUGGGGGUGUGAUAAUAUCUCCCCGCGAUCCGCAGGAUCUCGAUGCAUCUCUGGCGGGUCAAGCCGAAGCAUUUGCAUAUCUUCUGAGAGAGUGGGAUCUAACCGAGCCUCCUCAUGUCAUCGCCCAUGACAAUGGUGGACUGAUUGCGCUCCGGGCUAGCCUCAAUCAUGGUGCGGAAUAUGCUAGCCUCUGUUUGGUAGAUGUCGUUGCUGUCGGCCCUUUCGGUUCAACGUUCUUCAAGCUUGUUGCGGCAAACCAUGACGUAUUUAACGCUAUCCCUCAGGCCUUGAUGAACGGCUUGAUUCGCGCAUAUAUCCAAAGCGCCGCUUACAAACCACUUAGUCGAGAGGUAGAGGACAUGCUGCUGCUUCCUUGGACAUCAGCUGGAGUGCAGGGAAAAGCUGGUUUUCUGAGGCAGAUGAGGCAAGCCGAUCAUCGGCACGCUUCAGAUGUGGAACCUAGAUAUGGCGAGAUCGGAAAAAGGAUGCCUGUUAAGAUUAUAUGGGGCAAAGAAGACGCCUGGAUUCCCGUAGACCGAGCUAAAAAGUUAGCACACAUGAUUGGCGCCCACGAGAUGGUCAUUGUCGAGCAGGCAGGCCAUCUAAUACAUUACGACCAGCCAUUGCAGUUGAUCACAGAGCUGGAACUGUGGCUUUCGAAGAUGGUCAACUUUGAUCAGAGGCCACGAAAACCGCCGGGCUUUGUCAAAGAUACCUAG
This is a messenger RNA of Exophiala aquamarina CBS 119918, 933 nucleotides long. RefSeq lists its product as uncharacterized. NCBI's taxonomy places the organism in Eukaryota, Fungi, Ascomycota, Eurotiomycetes, Chaetothyriales, Herpotrichiellaceae. The record is from RefSeq and is a predicted model, not a curated record. Bases 1 to 933 code for a protein of 310 amino acids. The transcript has a single exon.